Humulus lupulus (European hop) is the source of this 2338-nucleotide messenger RNA. RefSeq names its product adenylate kinase 1, chloroplastic-like. Gene Ontology annotation, biological process: nucleobase-containing compound metabolic process. The record is from RefSeq and is a predicted model, not a curated record. The transcript is spliced from 4 exons. Gene Ontology annotation, cellular component: cytoplasm; mitochondrion. Gene Ontology annotation, molecular function: ATP binding; AMP kinase activity. Lineage: Eukaryota; Viridiplantae; Streptophyta; Magnoliopsida; Rosales; Cannabaceae. Bases 119 to 994 code for a protein of 291 amino acids.
ACGAUAUAGCAACGUUAGGGUUCGACGGGUUCAGCUCAGCCUCAGACACUGAGAGACUUUCUCAAUCUUUCGAAGCCAAACCCCCAAAUUCUCCAAGGGCUUCUUCUCUAAUCUUCCAAUGGCGGCCUUAACCCGCCUAUCCGGAUCUAAUUUCUCUUCUUCCAUGGCUUCCCUAGUAAGGAGGUCCUUAGCUUCAUCAGCUAUGGCAUCGGACCAUAAUCUCAAUUUCCCAUCUGACCAUUCUUCCUUCGCUCGCAACCCCAAUCUCGUACGUAAAGAUCCCAAGGAUAGAAACGUCCAAUGGGUUUUCCUGGGCUGCCCCGGCGUCGGCAAAGGUACUUAUGCUAGCCGCCUCUGUAACCUCCUCGGCGUGCCUCACAUCGCCACCGGUGAUCUCGUCCGCGAAGAGCUCGCCUCCGCUGGUCCCUUCGCACAACAGCUGUCUGAGAUUGUAAACCAGGGUAAGUUGGUUUCAGAUGAAAUAAUAAUAAACUUGUUGUCGAAAAGGCUGGAGGCUGGGGAUGCUAAAGGUGAAUCUGGGUUUAUUCUUGAUGGUUUCCCUCGAACGAUAAAUCAAGCGGAGAUACUGGAAGAGGUCAUCGACAUUGAUUUAGUGGUAAAUCUGAAGAUUCGGGAAGAUGUACUGAUGGAAAAAUGCCUAGGUAGAAGAAUUUGUGGUCAGUGUGGGAAAAACUUCAAUGUGGCAUCUAUUAAUGUCAAGAGUGAGAAUGGGCAUCCUGCAAUUAGCAUGGCCCCACUCCUCCCCCCAGCACAUUGUAUGUCAAAGCUUGUUACUAGAUCAGAUGAUGUUGAAGAAGUUGUAAAAGAACGCCUCAAGAUAUACAAUGAAAAGAGUCAGCCUGUUGAGGAUUUUUACCGUAGUCGAGGGAAACUAUUGGAGUUUGAUUUGCCAGGAGGGAUUCCUGAAUCAUGGCCAAAGUUACUUCAAGUUCUUAAUCUUGAUUACGAGGACAAGCAGUGUGCUGCAGCAUAGUAUUUUACUCUACACUCGGUAUAUGGUAAACAUGACAUUCUUUGCAUGUUAAGUGCAUGCUACAAUUUAUUAAAGAAACCUCAUUUUCCUUUAGAAAAUAAAUUAUUUGAGACCUGUGUAUUUUUUUCAACGGCGGAUGCCCGACUAAAACGUCUGUUUUUAUUUUCUUAUUUUCUUGUUUGAAAGAAGAUUUCUUAAUAUGAUUGUAAUAUUAUGAAAGAUAGGAAGAGAGUAUUUUUUUUUUGUUGGGGGGCUGGUUGAAUAAAGCAAUUUUGUAAUUUUGUGAUACUGAUGUUAACAUUUAGCUUCACUUUCAAUAAGGAGGAUUGUGAACUAUUAUCUGCAGAAUAAUGUUGUAGUUAGUAAAAAUAACAUCUUGGAUGUGCAGCUGGCCGAGCUGGUUGGCUUAAGUAUUGCCAAGCAGUAAAUUUAUUCAGCUGCAGACAUGUAAUUGGGGCACAAAACCAGCUCUUGACUGCAAUAGUUUGAGUGGUGCAAGAUAGAUUGAGCUCUAUAUUUUCACUUGUUUUAUAAUCACAUUUAUGAAUAUUCAGAUCUUAAUCAUUAGUUUGAAAUGUUAUUCUUUACUUGCUGGAAUGUAUGAUAUCUAGUUAUUAGAAUGUAUGGUUUUUGUUCGAGGCAAACUAGUUCAUUAUUAUGAGUUUAAUGAUAAUAAUAACACAAUGAAUGCGCAGCUGGCCGAGCUGGUUGGCUAAGUAUUGCCAAGCAGUAAGUAAAUUCAGCUGCAACAUGAAAUUGGGGCACAAAACCAGCUCUUGAUUGCAGUAGUUUCAGUGGUGCAAGAUAGAUUGAGCUCUACAACUACAUUUUUUAAUUGUCACUUUCAUAAACUUUCAAAGCUAAGAUCAUAAGCAUCAUGACCCUACCCUUCAUCACCUAUAUGGGAAAUGUGGAUAUUUUCUCAUUCUUAAAUUUGUGUAUAUAACAGGCAAUGAUUACCACACAAGGCAAUUACUAGUUUAAAUGGUCAUCGGUAUGUCAACAUAGCAAUUCAUCGUAGUUUAAAAAAUUAUAGGCUUCGCUCAAACAAGUUAUUCCUUGUUCUACUUUUGUUUUCCCAUUGAAUUGCUAUCAUCUCACCAGUUUGAAAUUAUGAUUUUUAUCUCAAGAGUUUAUCAAUAUUUUGUGUUUACGUGUGAUAGAAUAGGAGUCAAGAUUAUUGAAAAAUAUUGGGUGAAUAUUCAGAUAUUCACUUCGUUCUGUGAAGAGGUCGGUCAAAUUUUGUGCUUUGAUCUUUAUUUUAACAGUCUGUACUCUACAUUAUUAUGUUACUUCAUUGUUUCUUGGUUCUUUUUUUAAUUAUUAUUAUCAUAUUCUGUAGUA